Sphaerodactylus townsendi is the source of this 757-nucleotide messenger RNA. RefSeq names its product forkhead box protein D4-like 1. Gene Ontology annotation, biological process: regulation of transcription by RNA polymerase II; anatomical structure morphogenesis; cell differentiation. Gene Ontology annotation, molecular function: RNA polymerase II cis-regulatory region sequence-specific DNA binding; DNA-binding transcription factor activity, RNA polymerase II-specific. The transcript is spliced from 3 exons. The coding region runs from base 1 to 714 and encodes 237 amino acids. The record is from RefSeq and is a predicted model, not a curated record. NCBI's taxonomy places the organism in Eukaryota, Metazoa, Chordata, Lepidosauria, Squamata, Sphaerodactylidae.
AUGGAGGAGACCAGGGCUGGCGGGCCGAGGCAGCCCGGCGUCUCGUUCACCAUCGAUUACCUGCUUUUCGAUAAAGGAAAGGCUUCUCAAGGAGUCCCAGAGCCCAGGGACCUCCGAGGCCCCGGAUUCUCUGGAGGAGGAGAAGAGCCUGCGGCGGCAGGACGCGAGCUGCAGGAACCUCCGGACCUUCUGGACAAACCCAACCUGUCCUACAUCGCUCUCAUCUCCACCGCCAUCCUCUCCUCCCCAGAAAAGAAGCUGCUGCUUUGCGACAUCUACCAGUGGAUCAUGGAUAAGUACCCCUAUUUCAAAAAUAAGGAGAAAAGCUGGCGUAACAGCGUGCGGCACAACCUCUCCCUGAAUGAGUGCUUCGUGAAAGCAGGCCGCAGCGACAACGGGAAGGGUCACUUCUGGGCCAUCCACCCGGCCAACCUGGAGGACUUCUCCAAGGGCGAUUAUCACCGGCGAAGGGCACGGCGCCGCAUCCGGAGGAUGGCAGUGAACUUUGGCCCCCACCUCCCGUAUGCCUUCUACGGACUCAGCUGUUGCCCGACCCGCUACUGCCUUGGUUGUUCUCCGUACGCCCACCCAGCCGUUCCUGGCCUGCCCCCCCCCUUGCCUGCCAGGUUCCCCACCACUCCUCCUGCCCCCAGCCGCCUCUUUGUUUCCUCCCCCUUUCUUCCCUGGAGGAGGGACAGGGAAAUCUCUGUCUGAAAAGCGCCUCCGCUGGGUCACCUGGAACAGGCCGGUCUUCCCG